Messenger RNA from Sardina pilchardus (European sardine), 2742 nucleotides. RefSeq names its product zinc finger DHHC-type palmitoyltransferase 12b (gene zdhhc12b). The transcript has 5 exons. Gene Ontology annotation, biological process: protein targeting to membrane; peptidyl-L-cysteine S-palmitoylation. The record is from RefSeq and is a predicted model, not a curated record. Gene Ontology annotation, molecular function: protein-cysteine S-palmitoyltransferase activity. Lineage: Eukaryota; Metazoa; Chordata; Actinopteri; Clupeiformes; Clupeidae. Gene Ontology annotation, cellular component: Golgi apparatus; endoplasmic reticulum. Bases 606 to 1418 code for a protein of 270 amino acids.
AGUGCUGUCCAUUGUGAAUUUUAUAUAUUUAUUUCUCUAUUAAAAAUAGCGUUUCCCUGUUAGGACCCCGUAGUUAUUUUAGGUCACGUGAACAGAGCUGUCCAAUUGUAGCACUUCAUCCCACUGAGCGACAGCGUAGCCCAACAAUAAUAUAAACAAGCUUAUUAGAGCGAAAAAAUCAAGUCGACUGCAGCUGAGGCUCUGAUAAAAUUGCCCACUCCGGUGUUUUGAGCGUUUUGUUUACCAAAUAAUCUAGCUGAGAGAGUCAAGAUGUGCUAGUUGGCCUGAGGAAAUAGUUCACUUUUUGAAAACCUCCGGUGCUAUUAGUUAGGGCUAGCAAUAUUUACGCGAUGGUUAGCGUUAGCUUGCUUGCUACAUUGGGUUGAAAAAUAGAGGUUUAUCAUGUAACCAAUGAUGCUGAAAUGCUGAAAAUGUCUUGUAAUUCCAUUUUUAUUUUUAACGUGCCAUGCAUGAUGCAUGGGCAAUUAUGCAAUCGGUGUUCAUUUUAAAUGGUCGCAAGUCGCCUUGCUUGGCAGCUUGUAAAUGUAAUUUAACACAUGAAUAGUUGGUUGUCAGAGUGAGGUUCAUGGUCUAAGUAUGCUAGGAUGUUCAAAAAUGUGUUCGGGUCAGGAUUUCUUGUUAGGACUGCACACGUUAUUCUGACAUGGGUGAUAACGUUGAUUCUAUUUCUGCAUGACACCGACCUGAGAAAGCAGGAGGAGACCGGGGAGCUCGUCAAACCGGUGCUCUUCGUACUGCUGGUUCUGGUGUCGGUGCUGCUCUAUUUUGCGGUUUCGCUGAUGGAUCCGGGCUUCGUCCUCUCUGACGACAGCGAUGUCCAGUUUACCCUGGGCGUCACAGAGGAGCAACAAGACAUGAUCCCCCACACCCCUAAGUCUUUAAGGCUCCGUCGUUGCGGUCAUUGCUUACUGCAGCAACCAAUGAGGUCCAAGCACUGCCAGGCAUGCCAGCACUGCGUGCGGCGCUAUGAUCACCACUGCCCCUGGAUUGAGAACUGCGUGGGGGAGAGGAACCACCGUUGGUUUGUGCUCUACCUGGCCAUUCAACUCAUCGUCCUCCUGUGGGGGUUUCACAUGGCCUGGUCUGGCUUCGCCUACGCCUCCACCUGGCAGUUGUGGCUGCGGAGCAACAGCGUGCUGCUGGGGGCGGCCACCCUGGUGGCGGUGCUCUCCCUGACUGUGCUGCUGUUGCUGGGCUCGCACCUCUACCUGGUGUCCCUCAACACCACCACCUGGGAGUUCAUGUCGCGCCACCGCAUCUCCUACCUCAAGCACUGCGGCGCCGACGAGAACCCCUUUGACCGCGGCGCGCUGCGCAACCUCUGGGGCUUCUUCUGCGUGUGGGGCACGGUGGUGUGGGAGAAGGUGUACUUCCGCGAGGACAACAAUCCCAUCUGAGGGCAGAGGGCUCCGUUUCCUCCACAAUGUGAGACUUGUGCGUGGGAAUAAGUAAAAUCCAGAUUCGUAAGGAAAGCAAAGGCUCUCUGCGUCUGUCCAGACUUCCUCUUCCCUCUUUCUUAAAACAUUUUUCGGCUCGUGGAAGACGUUUGUCUUUUAAACACUUUGAGAAGAAAUGGCUGGAGCCCAGGAAUCAAUUAAGCAGACACACAGAGAGAAUUUGUACUGAAAAAUGGUGGUGUGGUUUGUUGUGCACUUUGUUAAAUCCAAAAAGCUGCUGCUUUUGAUGGAUUCAGAUGUCUUGUAACGGUGGGAAGGGUUGGAAAAAAAUUGUUCUAUGUCAAGGAUGAAAUGCAUCAAAAAGGUCUGCCCUAACCUAACACAUUGUGAGUGCAUUUGUUCCAUUGUUACAAUACUGAAUAAGCUUUUACUUGGCACUUCUCUGUAUACAGAUCUGUUACAGAUCAUUACUGGCAUGAAUACAGACACAGAACAGUGAUAAUCCAGCACACACCUUUUAACAGUUUGGCUGUGUGUGGACACAUUUCUGUUUGUUUCAGAAAUGGCUGAUAACUGUUAUAGUUUACCUGUAAAAUGUGAAGUGGUUGAAAACUAGUUUCCAUAAUAUAAGCUCAGAGCUGCCUUGCUAGGGUGAACAGGGUCUUGAUAAGUGGUAAGUCAGCGGUCAGACUGUACAUUUUAUCUGACCAGAAAAGACUGAAACGUUUUCUAUAAUUCACAAGCUGACUUUACAUUCCUACAUCUUUGAAAACAUUUUACAGUAAUGUAUUUUUUCAUCAGAAAUUAUGUAUGGUUGUGAGUUCCUCAAUCUUACUUGUGAGACCAAUAAAAAAAAAUCAAUCUGUACCAAAUCAACUGAAAACCCACACAAACAGAACAAAAUCACUUUAGAUAUUUAUGCAUAUCGGUGUUCCGUAAACUCUUCCAGUUUCUCUAGCAAGCAUGAGGCCACUUAUACCAGUCUAGUAUGGAGUGCAUGUAGAUUAGAAAUCUGAGACUUUGUGGAAAAAGAGCAGAAAUGCAGUCUGUGGUGUUUUCCCCUUCAUAUUAGAGACAGUUGAAGUUCCCUUCUGUGCAAUAUAUCAGUCAUUGAGAUUUGAGUGAAAGCAAUAAUUGCAAUGUUUCUUAUCCUGUUUUGUUGUUUGAGUAACUUUGAUAGAUUUUGCACAGUGUUUUGCAUCAUUGAUAUUUGUGUUUGCUAUCUAGUUCAGUUUGUCUUUAUGCAAUAUUUCAUUGUGACAUGCAAUAUUUUACUUUUUUAAAACAAAAUUUCAGUAUUAAUAAACUGAACAUUAUUAGUCAA